Thamnophis elegans (Western terrestrial garter snake) is the source of this 543-nucleotide messenger RNA. RefSeq names its product interleukin 22 (gene IL22). Gene Ontology annotation, cellular component: extracellular region. The transcript is spliced from 5 exons. NCBI's taxonomy places the organism in Eukaryota, Metazoa, Chordata, Lepidosauria, Squamata, Natricidae. The coding region runs from base 1 to 543 and encodes 180 amino acids. The record is from RefSeq and is a predicted model, not a curated record.
AUGGAUCCAUGGAAGAAUUGGACAAGAUGCUAUCUUCUUUGGGUGUUCUGCUGUUAUUACCUCUUCCUCCUCACUGUUUCAAGUCCUUUGCCCUUGAACCAAAAAGGCACGCGGAAUUAUAAGUCCUGCAGGCUUAGCCCACGUCACUUCGAGAAGUUUGCCUUCAAGAACAUGACCUAUACUGUGGCCAAAGAGGCAAGUGCUAAUGAUCGGGACACAGUUAACAGGUUUGUGGGACAGAAUUUAUACAUCAACGUCAUGAUGAAUGAACGUUGCUACUUAAUGAAAAGAGUAACAGAUACUGUCACACAUACUCUCCAUGAUUGGAAGAACCAAAAUCCCUUUUUCGUAGAAGUAAUAUAUUUUUUGGUGGCAUUGGUUAAAGAACUGCGUAAUUGUAAUCCACCGGAAGAUACAACAUACAUAGAAAGAAAUUUGAAAAGAAUGACAGAUAAAUUAGAACAGUUGGGAGACAAUGGAAUGAACAAAAUGGUUGGUGAACUUGAUAUCCUGUAUGAUUAUCUGAGGGAUGCGUGCACUUGA